Molecule: messenger RNA, 997 nt
Organism: Phytophthora sojae
Lineage: Eukaryota; Oomycota; Peronosporomycetes; Peronosporales; Peronosporaceae
Exons: 2
Coding region: 1-951 (316 amino acids)
Source: RefSeq, a predicted model, not a curated record
AUGAAGCCCGCUGUCUUCUGCACCCUGGCCGGCACGGCCAUCAUGAUGGCCAGCACCGUGGACGCCCACGGCCAAAUGCUGGUGCCGUCCUACCGCCCGAUCACGGCCAAGUACCGACAGGACUGCCUGUUCGGCCUCAAAGGUGCCGGCAACGACGAGCUGCAGUGGGCCCCCAUUGAGAACCUGAGCCAACGUGGCCAGGCCGAUCAGCCGGCGGCCAAGACUUUCGACAUGUACAACGGCUGCCGCGGCCUCGUGUACGAGUCCGGCAACAACGUCACGGCGCUGACGGCCGGCACGCCGUUCGAGGUCCAGUACUACAUCCAGGCGCCGCACCCGGGCGUCAUGAAGCUGAGCAUCGUCAAGCCCAGCACCGACUCGGACGGCAAGAUCACGUACAAGGCCGACACGCAGGUCGGCUCCUACAGCGACUUCGCUACGUCGUCCGGCACCUUCACCGUCUCGGCCACCAUCCCCACCACCGUGACGGGCUGUGAGAGCGCCGGCGACUGCGCCCUGCAGUUCCUCUGGCACUCGGACAUCGCCAACCAGACGUACCCGACGUGCGCCGACAUCACCAUCUCCGGCAGCGGCGCCGGUACCUCCACCUCCACCUCCAAGACCACCACCGCGACCACCGCUGCCCCUGCUGCCGCUGCUACUGAGACCACGGACGACACGGAAGCGGCAGGCGAGGCCAGCUACACUGCCGACAGCACCGAAGCAUCGGCGACGGACGCCUCGGCUGAUGACACUACGCAGGCGUCGGGUGACGACUCUACCACGCCCACCUCCACGGACGCGUCGGGCGAUGACUCCACGACGCCUGCCGCGACGGACGCUCCGACUACCACCGAUGCCCCCGCCACGGACGCUCCGGAGGUGACGCCGGCGCCUGAGACGGACUCGACCAAGUGCUCAGUGCGUCGCGUUCGCCGCGUCCGCCAGUAGAUGAGUGAAUAACUCAAUGGCCACUUAGAGAGGGUCCGAGAGCUCU